UUCUACUUCAUCAUCCUUUUUCUCUCCCACAACCACAAUUAAGCAUUUUGAGAAACUAGGAAAAGAAAAAUGUAUUAAGAUGACGAUCAUCCAACUUGAUAACAACCAUAGUCUGCUUUUAUUCAUAUUUUUAGUGGGAUUAAGCAACUGGAGUAUUUUUGUUGAGACGUCAUCUUACAAUGUUGUUAACUUUGGAGGGAAAGGUGAUGGAACGACUGACUCUACACAAGCAUUUCAAAUGGCAUGGGCUAAUGCUUGUGCCUCCACAGAAAAGGUCACUAUUUAUGUUCCACGAGGAAGAUAUUACAUUAAAAAUGUAACAUUCAGCGGACCUUGCAACAACAAGGGAAUCAUCUUUCGUAUAGAUGGCACUUUGGAGGCUCCCUCUGACUUUGUAGUUAUUGGAAACUCUGAAGCUUGGAUCUUGUUUAGGCAUGUUGAUGGAAUUACUAUCUUAGGUGGUAAUCUCGAUGGGCAUGGAGCUGCCUUAUGGGCUUGCAAGAAUUCUUCUUAUAACACUCUUUGCCCAACUGGGGCCACGACCCUUGAAUUCUCCAACUCAAAAAAUGUAGUGAUCAAUAAUCUAAAAUCACUUAAUAGCCAAAUGUUCCAUAUAACCAUAAAUGGAUGCAAAAAUGUGAUAAUUAAAGGACUUAGGGUCUCGGCCUCGAGUAAUAGUCCUAAUACCGACGGAAUUCAUGUGCAAUCAUCGUCUAAUGUGACCAUUAUAAAUUCCAAGAUAGGAACCGGAGAUGAUUGCAUUUCUGUCGGUCCUGGUAUUUCCAACUUACAAAUUGAAAAUAUCUCCUGUGGACCCGGCCAUGGAAUAAGCAUUGGUAGUCUGGGAAAAGAUGUAACAGAGAUUGGGGUGCAAAAUGUUACCGUAAAAAAUGUUGUAUUUUCGCGCACUAAAAAUGGGGUACGAAUCAAAACAUGGGGGAAGCCUAGCAAUGGGUUUGCUACCAACAUUAUUUUCCAGCAUAUUGUAAUGAACAAUGUUCAUAAUCCGAUUGUUAUCGAUCAGAAUUAUUGUCCAACUCACAAAGCUUGUCCAGGCAAGGCUUCUGGGAUUAAAAUCAGUAAUGUGACAUACCAAGACAUCCAUGGAACAUCAACCACUACCGUUGCAAUCAUGUUUGAUUGUAGUCCAACAAAUCCAUGUAUUGGAAUAAAGUUAGAGAAUAUAAGUCUUACAUAUAAGAAUCAAACGACCGAAGCUAGAUGUUACAAUGCAAGAGGAGUUGUAGUUGGUCAAGUUCAACCCACUGCUUGCUUCUGAAGAAACAGCUAGUUACGAACUAUAUAUUGGGUUUGAAUGUGUAUAUGUUAUUAUUAUGCAAAAUAUUUAUGUUAUGAUUGAAAGUACGUAUAUUUGUUGUAUCAUGAAAAUUUUAUUGAUAUUCAUUAAUAAAUUAUUGAAUAUAUUGUUAUUUUAGAAAA
Messenger RNA from Cucumis melo (muskmelon), 1440 nucleotides. RefSeq names its product polygalacturonase-like. The coding region runs from base 80 to 1279 and encodes 399 amino acids. Gene Ontology annotation, biological process: carbohydrate metabolic process. The record is from RefSeq and is a predicted model, not a curated record. Gene Ontology annotation, molecular function: polygalacturonase activity. NCBI's taxonomy places the organism in Eukaryota, Viridiplantae, Streptophyta, Magnoliopsida, Cucurbitales, Cucurbitaceae. The transcript has 4 exons.